Messenger RNA from Paramisgurnus dabryanus, 2895 nucleotides. RefSeq names its product mitochondrial intermediate peptidase a (gene mipepa). Gene Ontology annotation, molecular function: metalloendopeptidase activity. Gene Ontology annotation, biological process: peptide metabolic process. The record is from RefSeq and is a predicted model, not a curated record. Gene Ontology annotation, cellular component: mitochondrion. NCBI's taxonomy places the organism in Eukaryota, Metazoa, Chordata, Actinopteri, Cypriniformes, Cobitidae.
UGUUGUUGACUUGCACGCUGUCAUUGGAAGGAGCAAGACAUGCCUCUUCUUUAAAUCGUUAAAAGUUUUUGACUGUAGUGCAGGUCCGUUUGUCAGCAUUCGUACAUGUUUUCGGUUGUGCUGGUUAUGAAUUGUCAAGUGUAGUUUAUAUGUAUAUUGUAUAGAUUUGAUCGGUAAUGUCAAUCUACAGACCACUUGUGUGUUUGCUUAAGCAUGGCACAACAUUAAAAAUCUGCAGGACGGUGACCACCUGGUCACCUGUAGGAGCUGCUUUCAAUGCCAAAGUCCAGAGGAGACUGGACCUCUUUCAACAAAAUGUGGGGUUGUUUGCUGUCCCGGAGCUCAGCUCGGUUGAAGGGUUCGACGUAAUCCAGGACAGAGCCCUACAGGAGACGGAGCAUCUGGUACAGAAAGCAUGCAGCUGUCCACCAGGAGUCGAGACCGUCGAGACUUUCGACAAACUAUCAGACACCCUUUGCCGAGUGGCAGACCUUGCAGACUUUAUCAAAGUAGCACACCCUGACCCAUCGUAUCGAGAGGCUGCAGAGAAGACUUGUAUAAAGAUUGGAACUAUGGUGGAGAGGCUCAAUACAAAUGUUGAAUUGUUUCAAAGUUUAAAGGACCUUUUAGAUAAUGAAGAGGUUAUGGCCAAACUGGACCCAGAAACAAGAAGAGUAGCUGAACUGUUCAUGUUUGACUUUGAGAUAAGUGGAAUACAUCUGGAUAAAAAGAAGAGGAAAGAGGCUGUGAAUCUGAAUGUUAAGCUGUUGGAUCUAAGCAAUCAGUUUCUCAUGGGCUGCCACGUGCCAAACAGAAUCGAGAAGCGAGUUAUUCCUGAACACAUUCACCAACACUUCACAAAAGAUGGACAAUAUAUUCAGAUCGGAGGCCUGCAUGCUGACGUGCCUGAUGAUCUGGUCAGGGAGGUUGCAUAUAAGAUAUUUCUUUACCCAAAUGCAAACGUGAUGCACAUUCUCGAGGAGCUCUUGACAUCCAGAGAUAAACUCGCUCGAUUGGUUGGUUAUGAAUCUUAUGCACAUAGAGCCUUAAAAGGAACCAUGGCCAAAAGCCCGGAAUCGGUCAUGAAUUUCUUACAGCUGCUGACAGAGAAAUUAUCAGACAGGACACAAAAUGAUUUUAAAAUGAUGAGGGAUAUGAAGACAAAACUUAACCCCAGAAAUACAGAAUUAAUGCCAUGGGACCAUCCGUACUUCAGUGGUGUUAUUCGUGCCGAAAGAUUUAACAUUGAGCCAAGUCUGUACAGUCCGUAUUUUUCACUGGGAGCGUGUAUGGAAGGUCUGAACAGUGUUUUUACUCGGUUGUUUGGUGUGUCGCUGCUGGCCGAGCAGCCCAGUGUGGGAGAAGUGUGGAGCGAAGAUGUUCGUAAGCUGGCUGUGGUGCAUGAAACAGAGGGGUUGCUGGGAUACAUCUACUGUGACUUCUUCUACAGGGCAGACAAACCUCACCAGGACUGCCAUUUUACCAUCCGUGGUGGGCGGCGAUUGGAUGAUGGCCAGUAUCAGUUGCCUGUGGUGGUUUUAAUGCUGAACCUCCCACACCCCACACACUCCGCUCCCACGCUGCUCAGUCCAGGGAUGAUGGAGAACCUUUUUCACGAGAUGGGUCACGCCAUGCACUCCAUGCUGGGACGCACACGCUACCAGCAUGUGACGGGAACACGAUGUGCAACAGAUUUUGCGGAGGUCCCUUCGAUUUUAAUGGAAUACUUUGCGACAGAUUAUCGCGUGAUCAACCAGUUUGCUCGUCAUUACCAAACAGGACAGCCUUUGCCACAGAGCAUGGUGGCUCGCCUUUGUGAAUCCAAGAAGGUCUGUGGAGCAGCCGACACACAACUUCAGGUUUUCUAUGCAGCCCUGGAUCAAGUUUAUCAUGGAAAACCACAAAAACAAUCAACGACAGAUAUUUUAAUAGACAUGCAGAAGAAGUAUUAUGGUCUACCGUACAUCAACAACACGGCCUGGCAGCUGAGGUUCAGUCAUCUCAUUGGCUACGGGGCAAAAUACUACUCGUACCUGAUGUCACGUGCCGUGGCCUCUAUGGUGUGGAAACAGUGUUUCUAUAAGGAUCCCUUGAGCAGGGAAACCGGAGAGCGUUACCGCCGAGAGAUGCUGGCACACGGGGGAGGGAAGGAGCCCAUGCUGAUGGUGGAAGGCAUGUUGCAGAAAAGACCCUCCGUUGAAGACUUUGUCAACGCUCUCGUCUCUGACCUGGAGCCUGACUUUGAAACGUUCAUCAUGGACUCAGAGGGCUGAAAGAUGUUUCGGGAAAAUCCUAGAUUUUCAUUUCUUAUGUUGGACAAUGUAUAACUUUAUCUGCCUCAAUGGGAGGAAUGUAUGAUACAAGAUCAAUGAUUCAUAACCCAUUACACUGUAAAAAGUGAAAGUUGGAUCUACUUAAAAAAUUACUUCAAUUUGUAACACUUGAAGAGAAUGAAAAAUUUGAAAAUCAUGUUUAAAAAAAAUUUUUUUUUUAAGUUAUUCCAGCUUUAAUUUUUUACAGGCUAACAUGUUUGGGCCACAUUUUAUAAAAAUCAUAAAAAUAAAAAAUAUAUUUAAAGAAAUUAAAGCCUGUUAAAUUAGUCUUUUUAUUUUUAUGACAAAAAAUGACUUUAAUAAACAUUAUUCAGAAUAAAAAUUGUGGCAAAAAAGUGAAUAGUUAGAAAAAUAACACCUCAAGGCAUUUUUUUAGAUAAAAUUUGACCCAGUUUUUUGUGAGAUGUAUAGGUAAGUACACGGGUAGAUUAAUGUUGUUGGAUAAACACUGUAUUGUUUUUGCUCUGUCAGGCCCCCGGCUGAAUCUAAAAAUAUACCAUGUUUGUAUAUGACAAAGCUUGGAUAAUCGUCAAAUGAUUCUGAAAUAAAUGGUUUAAAAAUA